AUGCGCACCUCGAAGAUAUCACAAGACACGACUCGUAUCUUCAACUCCAUUUCUCCCAACACUCUCGUCUCAGGCCCCACCACGAGGAGUGCGAAAAGACUCGCUUCUUUCGCUUUAGGAUAUAAUGGAGAGGCGCAGGGCAACGAGGAAAAGGAGGGGGUAACGGAGCGCGGAUUCAAGGGUCCGUCGUCACUGGACGGUACCUCUGAUCUAAGUGCCACGCCAGACAUCGAGGAUGUCUUUCUGUCAACCACCACCACCACCACCACCACGAGUUCAGCGACGAGUCCAAUUGUGCGUGCAAGCAGGAAACGAAAGCUCGGUGCCGAUCCAUCUACGGCGGUAUCAUCAACGACGGCCGCCAUCAAGCAAGAAGCUGUGAGGAUCUCACGUCGAAAUAUUAAGGUGGAACAAAAGCAGGAAGACGAGGAGGAAAAGACCACGCCGCUAAAGAAUAAAGCAAAAGCCAAACCCAAAAAGCCAGCGCGCAAGCACACUUCACCUAGCGGGACGGUCACCGUUGAGCCUCCGUCGAACUGGUCCGAGAUCUACGACAUCAUCAAAGCCAUGCGCGAGCGGAACCCGACCGCACCCGUCGACACCAUGGGCUGUGAGGACCUCUACUGGCGGGCAGCACCUCCGAAGGAAAAGCGGUACCACACGCUCACAGCACUAAUGCUGUCCAGCCAGACCAAGGACACAGUCACGGCAGUGGCCAUGCAGCGCCUGCACAAGGAACUCGUCCCUGGGUCGCAGCAGUCAGCAGGAGCGACAGCGGACUCAAAAGCCCCAUUCGGUAGCGCGGACGAGCCAGACUACCAGUCGAUGCUGACAGUUGAGAACGUCAUCAACUGUGAAGCAGCGCACCUGGACAACCUCAUCGGCAAGGUCGGCUUCCACAACAACAAGACCAAAUAUAUCAAGCAGACGGCCGCUAUUCUACAAGAGCAAUACGACUCGGACAUCCCGGACACGAUCGAGGGUCUCGUAUCAUUGCCCGGUGUGGGCCCGAAGAUGGGAUACUUGUGUCUGUCUGCGGCAUGGGGCAUCGACCACGGCAUCGGCGUCGAUGUGCACGUCCACCGCAUCACGAACAUGUGGGGAUGGCACAAGACUCGAACUCCCGAGGAGACCCGACUCGCGCUGCAGGCCUGGCUGCCCAAGGAUCGGUGGCAUCAGAUCAAUAAGAUGCUGGUCGGGCUCGGUCAGACGGUCUGCCUGCCCAUAGGGAGGAGAUGCGGCGACUGCGACUUGGCCGGGUCUGGCUUGUGCAAGGCCGAAAUCCGCGGUUGGAAGCCAUCUCCGACAAAGAGGGCUGCGGUGGUCAAGGUGCAGGAUCAAUUUGAGGCUGCCUUUGAGGGACAUGACAUGGACGGUAUACCGCCGGCGCUGAAGAAUGAGCCCGAGCCCGAGUCUGAGCACGAUCCGAGCAUCAAAGUGGAGCAAUAA
Molecule: messenger RNA, 1449 nt
Organism: Exophiala aquamarina CBS 119918
Lineage: Eukaryota; Fungi; Ascomycota; Eurotiomycetes; Chaetothyriales; Herpotrichiellaceae
Exons: 1
Coding region: 1-1449 (482 amino acids)
Biological process (GO): base-excision repair; base-excision repair, AP site formation; nucleotide-excision repair
Cellular component (GO): nucleus
Molecular function (GO): oxidized pyrimidine nucleobase lesion DNA N-glycosylase activity; DNA-(apurinic or apyrimidinic site) endonuclease activity; DNA binding
Source: RefSeq, a predicted model, not a curated record